This is a messenger RNA of Trypanosoma theileri, 546 nucleotides long. RefSeq names its product putative 60S ribosomal protein L14. Gene Ontology annotation, molecular function: structural constituent of ribosome; RNA binding. Gene Ontology annotation, biological process: translation; ribosomal large subunit biogenesis. Gene Ontology annotation, cellular component: cytosolic large ribosomal subunit; ribosome. The record is from RefSeq and is a predicted model, not a curated record. The coding region runs from base 1 to 546 and encodes 181 amino acids. NCBI's taxonomy places the organism in Eukaryota, Euglenozoa, Kinetoplastea, Trypanosomatida, Trypanosomatidae. The transcript has a single exon.
AUGGUGAACGCAAACUACAUUCGUGCAGGCCGCCUCGUGCGUAUUAUGCGUGGUCCCCGUCAGGACCGUGUUGGUGUGAUUGUUGACAUCAUUGACGCCAACCGCGUGCUUGUGGAGAACCCCAGCGAUGAGAAGAUGUGGCGCCACGUGCAGAACCUCAAGAACGUUGAGCCACUCAAGUUCACCGUUGCCGUGUCGCGCAACUGCAGCACAAAGGCCCUCGCAGCCGCCCUCGCGGAGAAGAAGACACUCGAGAAGUACGCCGCCACAAAGGCGGCCACACGCAUCGCCGCGAAGAAGGCUCUGGCAACAUCCACCGACUUUGAACGCUAUCAACUCCGUGUUGCCAAGCGCUCACGCGCCUACUGGACUCGCAAGGUCUUUGACGAGAACGACAAGAAGGCUCCCGUCUCAUGGCACAAGGUGGCACUCAAGAAGCUGUUGAAGAACGCCAAGAAGGUUGACAGCAAGCCUGCUGCUAAGAAGCGCAUUGAGAAGGCUCGUGCGGCCCGCAAGACGAAGGCGUCCAAGACGGCUAAGGCAUAA